Molecule: messenger RNA, 1424 nt
Organism: Bactrocera dorsalis (oriental fruit fly)
Lineage: Eukaryota; Metazoa; Arthropoda; Insecta; Diptera; Tephritidae
Exons: 2
Coding region: 1-960 (319 amino acids)
Source: RefSeq, a predicted model, not a curated record
AUGUUCUUUGAGGUGUUCCUCAAGCAUGUAAGCAGAGAAAAUGAAUGUAAUUGCGUGCUUGGCUCCGAAUUACCAUCGAGUGGUAAUAAAAGUACUUUAGUAUUGCGGUUGACAGAGGUUCCUGCAAGUGAACGUGGCGAGUGUCCAAGUGGUGCAGAAGUUGACGAAAUUUUGCUCCCAAUAUUUGAAGAUCAACAGACUGUACCAGAUACGGACGACGUUGCUGCUGCGCAGGUAGAAAAUGGUAGCACCAUACAACAAGUCGAAGAGCAGCCAGUGAAAAUCGUAGCAGACGCAGGUCCGACAGAGGUUGAAUUAUUGAAGCGAGAGACAAAUUUAUUGAAACGUGAAAAAGAUUUGCUGAAGCGGGAGAGUGCAAUGCUACAGCGAAUGAUGCUUGGUGGUGAAACAUUGAGCCACCCGCAAUUGAAUCGAGCAACAAUUUCACUUGACCUGAUAAAAAAUCUGAUACCCGAGUAUGAAGGUGGCGUUAAUUUCAAUUUGUGGGCGGCACAGUUCAAAAGCGUCGCCAGUGCCUACACUAUAAAUGAAGGCGAGUCGCGCAUUAUUUUCCUUAACAAACUGAAAGGCAAAGCACAACAAUGGUUAUAUGUCAACCCCGAUUUCGCAACUCAACAAGUAGAUGAGCUCAUCAGUCAAAUGAAUCAAGUGUUUGGCUCAGGUAAAAACAGCUUUAUAAAAAAAUCUUGCGUUGCAGAAAAUUUGAAAUUGGAGUUUUUAUCAAAUGUGAAUACUUUUUAUUUUGGUUUAAAUAAUACGAGAAUUGUAACUUAUGGAAAGUUUUUGUGUUGUAUUAGAAUAAAUAAUAAAUUAUUUGAAUUAAAUUUUGUAGUAGUUGAUGGCUGCACUAUGUAUUAUGAGGCUGUAUUGGGAACAGAUUUUUUGAGAAUUUGUAAUUUUAAGUUAUUCAGAGCUGAAAAAAAAAUUGUUGUGAUGUAGGUAUGACGAAAAGUCGGCACGACAUUAAAUCCGAACUAAAGUAUAAAUGUAAAAAAGAUAGUCACGAUAACGAAGAUAUAUAUUUAAAGAAUAUAUAUGUAAACGACAAAGGCAAUGUGAAAGAAAACUGUAAAAUGGUAAUUAAAGAUUCAAGUCAAGUGACUAAAAAUUGCAAAGAAGAAAAUUUUGAGAAACAACUUUUAUUGAUGGCUAACGUUGUUAAUGAAGAAUUAAACUAUAACGAUAUCGAAAAAUUUAAUGAAAUUUUAAGUAAAUAUUAUAUAAAACCAAAGCGCGCGGCUGAACCUAAAAUUAAAAGUGAGAUGAAGUUGGUCGUUGACAAUGUAAAACCUUUCAACUGUCCUCCAAGACGUUUGUCCUAUUCUGAAAAAAAUGAAUUACAAAAAUUGUUGGAUGAGUUUUUGGAAAAGAAAAUAAUUAGGCCGAGUGAGUCAGAAUAUGUG